Molecule: messenger RNA, 5563 nt
Organism: Strigops habroptila (Kakapo)
Lineage: Eukaryota; Metazoa; Chordata; Aves; Psittaciformes; Psittacidae
Gene: NR2F2
Product: nuclear receptor subfamily 2 group F member 2
Exons: 3
Coding region: 1398-2651 (417 amino acids)
Biological process (GO): anatomical structure development; negative regulation of transcription by RNA polymerase II; cell differentiation
Molecular function (GO): zinc ion binding; nuclear receptor activity; RNA polymerase II cis-regulatory region sequence-specific DNA binding
Source: RefSeq, a predicted model, not a curated record
UCUCCCUCCCUCCCCGGCUGAGGAGCGAUGCUGCGCGCUGGGUUAUGAUCCUUCCCUCUCUCCCUCCUCCUCCUCCUCCUCCUCUCCUCCUCCUCCUCCCGCUCCCCUCUUUUAUCAUCCUGGCUGGCUGGGCGCUGCUGUGCUGGCGAGUUGACUCCUUCCCUCCCCCCCGCCCCGCGGCCCCCCUCCCCCCGCCCGCGCCGUGAGCACCGGCGGCGCGGAGGCGAGAGCCCACUUGCGAGGCGGCAGAAGCAGCAUAAGGCAGCGCGGCGGCGGCGGCGGCGGCAGCGGCAGCACCCGAGCGGCGGCGGCGGCGGCGGCGGCGGGAGCGGCGGCGGAGGGGACACGGCGCGGCGGGAGCGGCGAACCGAGGAGCGAAUAAACGAUCAUAAUUAAUAAUAAUAACAAUAAUAAUAAUCAAAACAGAGCGAGGAGAGGAGGAGGAGGAGGAGGAAGAACAAACCCAAACAGCCAGCCCCCCCACCCCCGAGCCCAAAAGAGGGAGAGACAGAGAGAAAGAGAGCAGCGCCCGGGCGGAGCGGCGGAGAGGAAGAAUUAAAGCGAGCGAAGGAGGAGGGAGGAGAGACAGAGCAGAGAGAGAGAGAGGAGGAAAGAGGAGGAGGAGGAGGAGAAAGAGGAGAGGAGAAAAAAAAAAAAAAAAAAAAAAAAAAGAGAGCCCACAAAAACAAAGCGAUCGCGGUUGAUGUUGCUGCUGCUGCAAGCUGGACUUCCAAAAACUACGGCGAGACCGUCCGCCUCUCUCCGCGCCGAGAAAAGUCUCCUCCGCAGCCGCGCGUGGUUUUUUCCGCUGUGUGUGUAAUCUUUAACCUUUUAUUCAUUCUUAUUUUGAUGGCUUUCCUGAAUGGCUGACUGCGAGCUUCCCUGGACCUGGCCCCCAGACACCCGCCUCUCCUCCUUCAACUACUCUGCUGCAGAUCAGCUCUAAGAGAGAGAGAGGGAGAUCUUUGAAGAGAUUUUUUUUUUUUUUUUCCUCCUCUCUCUCUCUCUCUCCCCCUUUCUCCCUCCCCCCCUCCCCAAACCCCCCCACUACCCCCUUUUACUUCGCUCUCCUGGAGCCCAGACAAUCGACUCGCAACUCGCCCCCCCGCACACACACCUCCAUCGCCCCGUGCUUCUGCACCUCCGCCGGUACCGGGAGAUCCCCCCCGCCCUGAGCCUCCUGAGAAAAAAAGCCAAGGAAACAACAAAAAAAAAGAGAGAAAAAGGGGGCAAAACAAUAGAAGAGAGAGGGGGGAAGAGAGAGAGAGAGAGAGGGGAGGAGGAGAAAAAAAAAAAAGCAGAGAGAAAGACUGCUGCAAAGCUGAUCUGAACAGCAAAGCAAACAAACUUUGAAAAUAAAGGGGGAACAGGAAGUUUGGCAACGGUGUCCCAUAGAUAUGGCAAUGGUAGUCGGUGCGUGGCGAGACCCCCAGGACGAUGUGCCCGGAGCUCAGGGAACGCAGCCUUCGCAAGCGCCGCCGGUGCAGGGACCCCCGGCCGGGGCCCCGCACACCCCGCAGACCCCGGGCCCCGGCGGCCCCCCCAGCACGCCGGCCCAGCCCAACCCGCCGAGCCAGCAGAGCCAAGGAGACAAGCAGCAGCAGCAGCAGCACAUUGAGUGUGUGGUUUGUGGGGACAAGUCUAGUGGCAAACAUUAUGGCCAGUUUACCUGCGAGGGUUGCAAGAGUUUCUUCAAGCGGAGUGUAAGGAGGAAUCUCAGCUACACUUGUCGUGCCAACAGGAACUGUCCCAUUGACCAGCACCACCGCAAUCAGUGUCAGUACUGCCGCCUCAAAAAAUGCCUCAAAGUUGGCAUGAGACGGGAAGUUUCUUCUUUAUUUACUGCAGCGGUCCAGAGGGGCAGAAUGCCACCCACACAGCCAACUCAUGGUCAGUUCGCCUUGACAAACGGGGACCCUCUCAACUGCCAUUCCUACCUAUCCGGAUAUAUCUCCCUUCUUCUGAGAGCAGAGCCCUACCCCACCUCCCGCUUUGGCAGUCAGUGCAUGCAACCCAACAACAUCAUGGGCAUCGAGAACAUUUGUGAACUGGCAGCUAGGAUGCUCUUCAGCGCGGUGGAGUGGGCCAGGAAUAUCCCCUUCUUCCCAGACCUCCAGAUCACAGACCAGGUGGCCCUCCUGAGGCUGACCUGGAGCGAGUUAUUUGUCCUCAACGCUGCCCAGUGCUCCAUGCCCCUCCACGUAGCUCCGCUCCUGGCAGCUGCCGGCCUCCACGCUUCGCCAAUGUCUGCUGACCGAGUGGUCGCCUUUAUGGACCACAUACGAAUCUUCCAAGAGCAAGUAGAAAAACUGAAAGCAUUGCAUGUCGACUCCGCAGAAUAUAGCUGUUUAAAGGCCAUAGUCCUCUUCACCUCAGAUGCCUGUGGUCUCUCUGAUGUAGCCCAUGUUGAAAGUUUACAGGAGAAGUCACAGUGUGCUUUGGAAGAGUAUGUUAGGAGCCAGUAUCCCAACCAGCCAACACGAUUCGGGAAGCUAUUACUACGUCUCCCCUCCCUUCGCACUGUCUCCUCUUCUGUCAUAGAGCAAUUGUUUUUCGUCCGUUUGGUAGGUAAAACCCCCAUAGAAACCCUAAUCAGGGAUAUGUUACUGUCUGGCAGCAGUUUUAACUGGCCUUAUAUGUCCAUUCAAUAAAAUACUCGAGAGAGAAAAGAAAAAAAAACUUAAAAAAAAAAAUAAAAAUUGAGAAGGGAGAUGAAAGAGAGUGAAAGGAAAGCAAAUGACAUUUGGGUUCUGAUUGUUACUUAAAUUUCCUUCUGCUAAGAAAGGAUGUAAAAGGAUGUUACAAGUUUGCUAAGAGAAGACAGGAAAAAAAAUUAAUGGACUGUGAAUUAAAAAAAAACAAAACAAAAGGAGAGACUGUCAAAUGAACUUUUACAGAAUGCAUUAAAAACUCCCGUGUUGUUCCGAAAAAAAAACUUGCUACUUCUCAUUUUUUGUAAAAAAUUAAAAAAAAAAAAAAAAAAAGAGAGAAAGAAAAAAGAAAGAAAGAAAAAGGAGAAAGAAGAAGCAAGGAAGUGAUGUUGGGCUUUUUCUUUUUUUCUUUUUUCUUCCUUUUUUUUCUUUUUUUCUUUUUCUGGGGUAAACUUUUUAAAAAAAUCUCGCUUAAAGUGCAUUUAAAGGAAAUUUGGAGAAAAAAAAUUAGCAGAACGGAAGAAAGUAAGUCUUUUUUUUCCAAAUUAUUAAUUGUCCUAUGUGUCUAUGUACCUAUAGCUGUUCUUUUUUGUAUUUUUCUGGUUUCAAACCAGUUUAUUCUGUGGUUCUAUAAUAAUUUUUGAUAUAACCUUGGCUUCUUUAAAAAAAAUAAAUAAAUAAACUGUGUAUCCUUAAAAUAUAUGUUCUGAAAGAAUUAAAACUGAGUCCACGAAAGUAUCAUAGGAAGAAAGGAAAAGAGAAAAAAACCCCUCAACAACACAAUGAUGGAAGCGCACUUAAGGUGGUGACCCAAAAUCUAGCUUGAAGCUGAGAGAGCUAUAAUUAUAUAGACCCGAAUGAACCACACGUGUCAUAUAACUACCCCCAAAUCUAAGUUUUUUGAUAUUUCGGUCAGAAAAUGAACUGUGGGGAUUUAUUAUAGGUAGAAGGAAUUUGUGUCCAAGACACAUUACGGUUUUUGAUUUAAAAAAAAAAAAAAGAAAAAAAAAGAAAAAAUAUACAAAAACAAGCAAAGUGAACUUUUGUAAUUUGAAUUGGGUUCCACAUAGUUCAUCAUGAAUUGUUAUUAAACUCCUCUAUCUGUUUGUAUAUUUGCAAGCCCUUUGUAUUAUAAUAAUUGUUGAUAUUUUCCCUUUUUAAAAAAUACCAUUGAAAUCAGCAUGACAAAAUAACACUGUUGGCACUUAUAGAUAACGUGAUUGAUUCAGUAUCUUAGAGUUUACAGUUUUGUGUUUAAAAAAACUGAAGGUUUUUUUUUUUUUAAGUGCAACAUUUCUGUAUACUGUAAAAGUUAUAAUAACUGAACUGUUUGGUCGAGUCUUUGUGUGUUAUAUUCCAAGGAAAAUUGAAAGUAUUCAGAAAUUAAAAUAUUAUUUGAUAUCUGAAACUUGUUUGGCUGUCAUAAAUGUCUUUCAGAAACCACAUUACUUCUCUCUAGUUUGCAGUCAUUUAAGUCCAUAGGCGAUUGAUUUGUUUACUUGUCACAGUAAGUUUGUAGCAGAUGUAUUGUAGUGUAUUUACCUGUUUAAUUCCGGGAUGGGGGCGGAGGACUUAAGUUCGUGGUUUAUCUCUGGUUUUAGGAAGUACUAUGCUGAAAUGGUAAACCAUCAACCCCCAUUCAUCUAAUCCUCCUGUUAAUUAAAAAUGGAUUUUCUGGGGAAAAAAAAAAAAAAAAAAGGCCCUUAUUUUUGUCACACUUAAGUGCCUGCGUAGGAGAGGUAUUGUUGUGAAAAAGUAUUAGAAAUCUGGAGAUCAGUAUCUAUUUUAUGAUCAGAAUGGGGCGAAAAAAUCUUUUGUAAAUGUCUGACAUAGGCGCACAAGAUCAUUCAAGCAAGGUAAUAGCAGUAUUGUAAAUAUAGGUCAGUUGUUUGCAAUGAGUUUUCUUUAAGUAUGUGUGAUUUUUUAUAAUACUCCGUAGUUGCCAUCUAUCGUUGUCAUUGAGAGGUCUUCAAAUGGAGUGGCUUUAGCUUCUAGCACUGAGGAGUCGGGUUUUAAUGUAUAUAUAUACUCGCAAGUGGGUUUUUCUUUUUUACCUUAGACUGUGAAAGCAUGACCACAGGUCAUCUCUAUCUUUUGCGUAUGGCAUAUAUGUCUGUAUGUAUCCCUGCAUACAUACAUGUGUAGGCGCACAUGCAUCUUUCUUGGGGGGCUCCAGGGCCCUCUCCCCAGCCCUCGCACCCGCACAGCUCCCAUGGGUGCCAUGGCAUAGGACCGGACAAGCCGUCCGGGAAUUCAAUGCUAUCCCGAGCAGGCAGAGACAAACACCCCCAAAUCUGAAGGAAGGCGAGAUGAUGUGGUUUUGCAAGGGGGUGAUAUUUUGUUUCGUGUGUGUGCGUGUCAUUUCUUUUUCUCCUCUCUCCCCACCUCCCUUCCCCAACCCUCCCCUAGGUCUAUAGCAGAUGCUUUGUAUGUGAAAGCUUGCAAUUUUGUUCUUGUCUGAGGCUUCCCCCUCUCCCUUUUUACCACACGUAACUACACCAUGUUGUGGUUUCACAAAAAGAGAGAGAGGGAGGGAGGGAGAUCAUUCUGUAAAGUCGAUUAAACCCUGAUCUUUAGUAUGUUCCAGUUAGACACAUCUGUACUGGGGGCUGAGGGGCGUAUGACUGUGAAUUUGAGCAGAGUUUUACAUCUGAAUCAUGGCUCCUUUUCUAUAAAUAUAUAAAUAUAUAUAAAUAUAUAAAUAUACUAUUAUUGCAGGGGAUUGCUGACCUCUAGAUUUAGCUUUUUCUAUUGCAAGUGCUAUCCAUGUGAGUGUGUGUGUGUGAAGUUUUUAUGCUUACUAAGAACACAGGAUCUUGACUUGUUUGUUUUGUGUUAGUUUAUUGUAAACAACCAUUUGUUGUAAAUUGUUAUUGGCAUUAAAUUAUAAUUUAUGAUUUUCAAAUCCAAAA